Ostreobium quekettii is the source of this 327-nucleotide messenger RNA. The record is from the annotation of a GenBank genome assembly. Lineage: Eukaryota; Viridiplantae; Chlorophyta; Ulvophyceae; Bryopsidales; Ostreobiaceae.
AUGCUCGGCUGGAUUGUACCAAUAUCUGGGCUUCUCAUGGAGCGAAUCGUGUGCACUGCUUUUGUUUGGCGAAGCAGGGAGCCGAUGGCUACCUCCUGCCCUUGUUUUGUGAUAUUCCUUGAUGGUGCGCUUCCUUGCCAGGUGAAGGAGAACAUUUGCAGCACCGGCUUUGUCGUGGACCGCGAGGACACCAGCAUUUGCCGGUCGCACUCGUACCUACUGCAGCUCUUUGCCCGCGCUGGCCUGGCGGUCGUCCACACGGCAGAGCAGAGCCGUUGGCCCAAGCAGGUGUACUCAGUGCGAAUGUACGCGCUGCAGCCGUGCUGA